Molecule: messenger RNA, 1679 nt
Organism: Zeugodacus cucurbitae (melon fly)
Lineage: Eukaryota; Metazoa; Arthropoda; Insecta; Diptera; Tephritidae
Product: facilitated trehalose transporter Tret1-like
Exons: 3
Coding region: 117-1565 (482 amino acids)
Biological process (GO): transmembrane transport
Cellular component (GO): membrane
Molecular function (GO): transmembrane transporter activity
Source: RefSeq, a predicted model, not a curated record
UUGAGAAUUUAGUAUUAACGCGACUAAAAAACGAAACGGUUGCUGCAAUAAAACUCUGCAAAUAAUUAUUUUUUAAGCCCUCUGAUUUACUAAAAUAUAAAAAUUUAAUAAUUACGAUGGAAGCCCGUGUAACAAUUGAAACGACGCAGCCAACGACAAAUCCAAUGUUUUUGAAAUAUCCACCACAAAGUGUGCCACCAGCGAAUAGCUGGCACGAAAGAUACAGAAGAAAUGGGCCACAAACAAUGUCGGCGGGAGCAGCUUCCCUUGUCUUAGUUUCGGGUGGCAUGAAUAUCGCCUGGAGUUGUGGCUUCCUCCAAAUACGGGGAUUCACAUCCGAUACGCAUAUAAUGAUUUGCUGGUACAUUGCGGCUAUUAUUGGAGCGUUAGUCUCGGCUUUCGCCACCAAGCACAUAAAAAAGAAAUUGAUUUAUUUGUUUUCCGCUGUCUUGACGCUGAUCGGUGGCAUACUCUUUUUGACACUAUGCGACGAAUAUGGUGGAGUUGCCGCAGCGCGCUACUUGAAUGGCUUUGCUGUGGGUCUGGUCGUUGUACCCAUGAUUGUAUUGAUUGGCGAAUCGGUGGUACCCAGCAAGCGUGGCUCAGCCGCUGGACUGUUAGAGUUUGGCAGUUUCGCUGCGGGCAUCUGUCUGCAAGCAAUCUUCACAGCCGCUUACUUGAAUUCCAUACCAACUUACAACAACACAUUUGGAUCAGCUCAGGUGCAUGGCAUUGUCGUAAUAAUUUGCGGUGGACUCUCAUGUCUGUUGUCAUUCUUCUUCGUCAUCGAAUCACCAGUUUAUUAUCUGCUGCGCAGCGAUGAGAAUGAAGCCAUCGAUUGUUUGCGUCGUCUGCAGCGCCCAUUUGUUUACACUCUCGAAACUCAUCAGCACUUGGACGAGCACAAGCGCUAUAUUGAUGUUAAUGAACGUAUCGACGAUUUGGGCGUGCCAGCCUUGUUGAAGUUGUGCUUGCAUCGCGGCUUGAUUUCACUCGCCUUCUCGCCGCUGACCGUUGUAGCACUGUUGCUGGCCACCUCAAUAAACGUUGGCCCUACCGACACUUGGCCUUUAGUCAUAUUCGGUUUGCUCAUUUGGAUCGGUACUGUGGCUGCGUCUUAUGCCAUCGACUCGAUGGGUCGCAAAAAAAUCGUGCUGAUCGGUGCGCUAUUUUGCGGCGUCUUGGCAUUGGCCAUUGGUGGAAUCUACUAUGAUUUCAUAAACGUUUUCUCAUCGUCCAAAAUGGGUGCCGUUAUGUAUAUGCUCUUUAUAUUGGCAUUCUUUGCGGGCUUCUUCAGCGCCUCAUCUUCGGCUUAUCUGACGGAAGCGUUCCCCUUACACUUGAAAACUUAUUACAUUGCUGUAGCUUUCAUUGUAGAAAUGCUGGUGUUGAUCAUAAUCAGCGUGUGCACUUUUGAUAGAGACAGUCUUGGUUCGUAUUACAUUACAUUUGGCGUGUUUUAUGUGGUCUUUUUCGUUGCGGGCAUCGUCCUGUUGCCUGAGACAAGGCAAACUACUUUACGCAAUGCUCAAAGCAAAUUCACCACGUUAAUAACCGGUUGGUAGUAAAUAGAAGUAGUACAUAUGUAUGUAUGAUAUAUGUAUAUACAUAUAUUUAGGAAGUAAAAUGUUGAAUAUAUAAUAAUAAGAUAAGUAUAUUAUGGAAAUAAUUAUGUUUAC